Molecule: messenger RNA, 1029 nt
Organism: Eremothecium sinecaudum
Lineage: Eukaryota; Fungi; Ascomycota; Saccharomycetes; Saccharomycetales; Saccharomycetaceae
Gene: AIM45
Product: Aim45p
Exons: 1
Coding region: 1-1029 (342 amino acids)
Cellular component (GO): mitochondrion
Molecular function (GO): electron transfer activity; flavin adenine dinucleotide binding
Source: RefSeq, a predicted model, not a curated record
AUGUUUAGAUUAGCUGCUUAUAACUGUAAGACUGUGCCUGUCUUUUCAAGGUAUGGUUCUGGUAGAUUUGGUUCGACUCUGACUUUUGUUGAAGCUACUAAGGAUGGUAAGGUAACACCAUCGUCUUUAUCUGCAUUAAAUGCAUCUAGCUUGCUAGGAAACGAUAUCACGGCUUUGAUUGUUGGCUCGAAUGCACCUUCUGCUGUUAAUUCUCUGAAAGAGCUAGAUUGCCCUCAGUUGAAAACUAUUAUGGUGGCUAAGAAUGCAGCAUUUGAUAACUAUCUUCCGGAAAACCUGACUCCUCUGUGUGCAAACUUGCUGAAACAAUCAGGAUACUCUCACUUUGUAGCAGCCGCCUCAGCUGUUGGUAAAAACCUUUUGCCACGUGUUGGAGCUAUGUGCGAUAUACAACCUAUAAAUGAUGUUGUUCAGAUCAAAGAUAAGAAAACCUUUGUAAGGCCUGUAUACGCUGGAAAUGUGUUGCUUACUGUGGAAGACAGUCAAGAAAAGAAAAUAAUCAGUAUUAGAUCUUCCUCUUUCCCUGCUGCUGCAACGGGUGCUAACAGUGCUAGUGUUGAGGAUAUACCCGAGUUCGAGGCUUCUAAUAUUGAUGUUAAAUGGGAGGGUGCAAAUCUACUUCAGUCAGAAAGACCAGAAUUAGGCAGUGCUAAAAGAAUUGUUUCUGGUGGUCGUGGGUUGAAGAACAAGGAAACUUUUGAAAAGCUGAUUACACCACUAGCAGAUGCCUGUAAUGCCGCCAUUGGCGCCACUAGAGCUGCAGUAGAUGCAGGAUUUUGCGAUAAUUCUCUACAAAUUGGACAAACAGGUAAAGUUGUUGCUCCUGAGUUGUAUAUUGGUCUUGGAGUUUCCGGUGCCAUCCAACACAUGGCGGGUAUGAAAGACUCUAAGGUAAUUGUUGCCAUUAACAAGGACCCAGAAGCCCCAAUAUUUCAGUACGCAGACUUUGGUAUGGUGGGUGAUUUGAAUGAGAUUGUACCUGAGUUGACGGAAAAACUUCAGAAAGUAUAG